CUUGACUGUCAUCCCAAGAAGAAGUACAGGAAGACUGUUGGCUACUAAAGCUGUCUCUUCACCGCCGUCAUGUCGGAGUUGAAAAGUUGACUUAACACCGUAGCAGGCAUGCGAGCUCAAGCGGAAGCCUCGGUGGCGCCAGGGCGACAUUAACGAAGCACCACCUUCGUCGUGCCAAACACUAGACAAAGUAGCUUUGGCUAAAAGCUAAUGCUAGCCGCGUUAAACUUCAAACUCAUUAUAACUACUUUUGUUUUACACGUGGACACGCCUUUGCGGAUAUUGUAUUCCGAAGUAGUUUGGAGUUAUUUUUUGUUUUUUUUUACAGUUUGUAUCAAAGACGUCGACCCACUUUGAAUUUCCCUCCUUCUGGGAGACGCACAGGCGGCUUAGCGACGAGUCAUUAGCAAGUCUGUGCUAAUUGUGCUAGUUAGCCCCGGGGCUACAUCGAUAUUAUUCACUUAAUAGUCGGCCUUUAUUGAGUCGAUACUUCGUCACAUCCGUUACUUGCUUUGAGGUUUUUUUUUGUUUUGUUUUUUGGCCCACGAGAUUACAUCCACGUUGGGUCUAUUUUGAAGGAAGCGGAUUAAAGUUGACAACUAUGGAUCCUCACACGGGAUACGCCGCCGCGGCUUCUGGUCCCAAGAAGGACAAGAAGUCGAAGAAAAGCUAUGAAGAUGGAGACGGCAAAAAGAAAUUUACACUGAAACGACUGAUUCCAGACGAGUUGGAGCGAUUCACCAGUAUGAGGAUUAAAAAGGACAAGGAGAAGCAUGGCCAAACGCCAAGUCAGCGCCAUUCGGCUGCCGGCAGCUAUGAAAUCAACGCUGCUAGUGCCACACUGCACGACCAUACGGACGAGUACGUCCUGGAACUCUUCGAACAGAUGAUGGUGGACAUGAACCUGAAUGAGGAGAAGCAGCAGCCUCUCCGAGAAAAAGACAUUGCAAUUAAACGCGAAAUGGUCUCCCAGUACCUCCACACGUCUAAAGCGGGUCAAGACCAGAAGGAGAGCUCCAAGUCGGCCAUGAUGUAUAUUCAGGAGUUGAGAUCAGACUACCGCAACGCACACCUGCUGAGCUGUCUGGAAUCGCUACGAGUCUCGCUCAGUAACAACCCAGUCAGUUGGGUGCAGACUUUUGGGGCUGAAGGCCUGGCAUUGUUGCUAAAUCGACUAAGAAGACUGCAAGAGGAAAAAGAUGAUGACUCGAUGGGAGUCAAAUGUCAACACGAGAUCAUUCGCUGUCUGAAAUCCUUCAUGAACAACAAGUACGGUUUAAAAUCCAUGCUGGAGUCGGACCAGGGUAUUCCUCUGCUGGUCAGAGCCAUCAACCCGAGGGUGCCUAAUAUCAUGGUGGAUGCUGUCGCACUAGUGUCUGCCGUCUCCAUAUUGGAACACCCAGAGAAUCUUCAUGAGCGUGUACUCGAAGCCCUGACGGAGGAGGCAGAGAAGCAGGACAUUGAGAGGUUCCAGCCUCUUUUGGCUGGCAUGAAAAGUGACAAUAUAGCUCUUAAGGUACACAAUCAACAGCAUGUGUCGUUUGAAUGGAUAUCAUCUAAACAUGUUGUCUUAUUUGUUCAGGGUGGCUGCAUGCAGUUAAUCAAUGCAUUGAUCAGUCGCGGAGAGGAGUUGGACUUCAGGAUCCAUAUUCGCUCUGAACUCCUAAGACUGGGACUCAGAGACAGCCUUAAGGAGGUGCGCAAAAUAGAAAAUGAGGAGCUGAGGGUGCAACUUACGGUUUUUGAUGAGCAGACUGAGGAUGACUCAGAGGACCUUAAAGCACGCCUGGAUGACAUACGCAUUGAAAUGGAUGAUGUGAGGGAAGUGUUUGAUAUUUUAGUCAACACAGUGAAGGACUCCAAAGCUGAAAACCACUUCCUGUCCCUGAUGCAACACCUCCUGCUGAUCCGCAAUGAUUAUAUGGCCAGGCCUCAGUACUACAAGUUAAUAGAUGAGUGUAUCGCACAGAUCGUGCUUCAUCGGAAUGGAGCAGACCCCGACUUCAAGUGCCGCAACCUCAGGCUCGAUAUUGAAGGCUUGAUAGACAAUAUGGUCGACCAAACCAAGGUGAAAACCAGUGAGGCCAAGGCUACCGAGCUCGAAAAGAAGCUGGACGCAGAGUUGACCGCACGCCACGAGUUACAGGUGGAACUGAAGAAAGUGGAGGGCGACUACGAACACAAGCUGCAAGAACUGAGCCAAGAGAAAGAGCUAUUGGCCUGCUCCAAGGAGGAGCGAGAAAAGGAGAACCAGGGUCUGCAGGAACAGCUAAGCAGUCUGCAACAGCAGAUUGACAAGCUGUCCAAAGAUCUGGAAGAGGCCAAGACUAAAGUUGUCACAGUAACCGUUCCCGUGCCAACACCUGGUUUGCCACCUCCACCACCAGCCCCUCCCCUCCCCGGCCAGACUGGGGGUAUUCCACCCCCACCACCCCCCCUACCAGGACAUGCAAUCAUGCCACAUGCACCACCACCACCACCACCACCACCACCACCUCUGCCGGGUCAAUUUGGCAUGCCACCACCACCGCCUCCCUUACCAGGCAUGCCGGGUCCGCCACCACCCCCACCCUUACCAGGCAUGCCGGGACCUCCACCACCCCCACCUUUACCAGGCAUGCCGGGACCUCCACCACCCCCACCUCUGCCAGGCAUGGCAGGACCACCACCUCCACCACCCUUACCGGGGAUGGGACCUCCUCCGCCGCCACCGCCACCUGGUGGUCCUGGUAUGCCUCCUCCACCCCCAGGCCCUGGUAUGCCUCCACCUCCACCGUUUGGCAUGGGGGGCUGGGGUGCCCCUGUACCACCUCCAUUGCCUUUUGGCCUUCAUCCUAAGAAAGAAUACAAGCCGGAGGUGCAGCUGAAAAGAGCCAACUGGAGCAAGAUUGGACCAGAAGACCUCUCGGAGAACAGUUUCUGGACCUCGGCCGAAGAGGACAAAUUUGAGAACAAUGAGCUCUUUGCCAAACUCACCUUGGCCUUCUCCUCGCAGACUAAGACUACUAAAGGUAAGAAUAGCCUCUACCAGAGGUUCAUUUCAUUUGUCCCCCUCCUUCUCCUGUGCUCAGAGGACACACCACACAUUUACAUUCCUCCUGGACACCAUGUCAAAAUAUGAUCCCCCAUAUUAGUCCACGUAUGAGUCAGCCACACAUGGGAUCAUCCUCUCAAUGACUUGUGCAGACUGCUGGAUCAGAUACAUUUGCACUUUUGGGGGACAAAAGGGGAAUGGUGGUGGAAGGAGCGAUAAGGAGAAGGUCGCCGAUGCCCUUCCGCAUGCCACCUGCUGUCCUGGCACAAAGUGCUGACACAGGGCUCUCCGCUCGCACGAACACACCUGUCCAAUCCCAUCACCUUGUCCCAGUGUCACCUAGCCUUCUGCUCCAACUCCUCCAUAUUCAUAUCAUAAUGACAACACGGCCAACUCAGUGUGUAUGUGUGUCUCCAUCUGACCUUCAUAUUCAGACACACACACUCCCGCAAACGUGUCAUGAAUAAACAAAUGAGCACCUGCACAAAUGCCAGAUUGUGGCUGUUGAUGUCAGUUAAAAUGUCAGCGUUGGCAGCUGUCCCAUCUAUACUCACCUGCAUGGCGAGUUGUAACGCUCCCCCGUCACGCCUUAAUUUGACAACCUCCCUUCUCCCCCUCCUAUUCCCAUGACCCAUAUACCGCCACUUUCAUUUUUUAUAGGCCAAGACAGCCGCCCAUUCCAGAUGAUGUCUAAUAACCUUUUCUGAGAGCUGACUAUAAAGGCACUGUGGCCUUUUCAUAGGCUCACACCUGUCCGUUUGCCUGCCUGCGAGGAUGUAAUUUAUUAUUGGCUGUGCGAGUGUACGUGGUCGGCAUCGAUAGUCCGCAUCCGCCGGGUCGGAAAUCUUGGACGUCUUCUUUUAUGUGCAGAUGAGACCUUGCUGGAACCAAAUAACUGUAAAUAUCUCUGAUGGGAAAUAACCAUCCAUCCAUCCGUCCGUCCUCAUCAGGGACGUACAGUUUGUACACACAGUAGUCAGUGCUCAGACUGCAUUCAGUUUGCUUUGUAUAAAGGAAGCAUACAGCAUAUAUGUCAUAUAAUGCCUUAUUUGUGUGCUGGGGAGAGAGCGAGACAUAACUUAGAAAGGAUGAAGACGAGACAUAAACAAGGUAUUGUAUUUGGUUUUGCUUGUUGCUUUUUAAGUGUGAAGCCUCAUUGAAGUGUUUUCUGUGUGCUUUCAGUGCAAAUGUGAUUCACCUUCAAUAUUUGAAUACAUGUUUGUGUGGCCGUGGCAAUGCAUCCAUGCAUCUUAUAAGCAGAGGGCUCUUACAUACAGCAUGUGCGGAGUGACCCUUCACCCCUUGUCUAUGCUACUCGUACUUAAACGUACCUCUCAAGGCCUCAUGCAUUCGUCUGGGCCUCCCUAUCUUUCUCCUUAUCCCUCACCUUUGGGAGGCCUGCUGCAUUCCUCCUAUCCUUGUUGUGCCCUUUCUCCUGCUCUCUUGUCUCCCUUUCCUCAUUAGACGGCAAAGUCAGGCAGACACUACACCGAGCCAUCACUCACCCCUGCUGACCCUUCGUUCUUUCCAUCAACUGCCAAGCAGCGCACACGCCCACACGAAAAUGCAUUGCAGGGGAACACAGUGCAGGGUUAUGACUUAUGAUUUUUGCACUUUGUGGAAGGGUAGCGAUGAGAUGGUGGCGAGUCACAUCUCUUGUCUGAAGAACAAAUGGAGUGCCUGAUUUGCUCUUUACGUGCACCUGACUCAAUGCUCAACACAUCUUCAAUUAGCAAGAAAUGUUUUGUUGUCCUCUGCUGGAAAAAUAGAAGACAUAUACUGUAUACCAGGGGUGGGUAAUUAAUUUUUAUCGGGGGCCGCAUGAGCAACCUGAGCACUGCUGGAGGGCCACACCGAGAAUAUUUCAAUUAAAUUUUCCAUCUAUCCAUCCAUCUUCUUCCGCUUAUCCGAGGUCGGGUCACGGGGGCAGCAGCCUAAGCAGGGAAGCCCAGACUUCCCUCUCCCCAGCCACUUCGUCCAGCUCUUCCUGUGGGACCCCGAGGCGUUCCCAGGCCAGCCGGGAGAC
Nerophis lumbriciformis (worm pipefish) is the source of this 5060-nucleotide messenger RNA. Its product is annotated as protein diaphanous homolog 1. Lineage: Eukaryota; Metazoa; Chordata; Actinopteri; Syngnathiformes; Syngnathidae. Gene Ontology annotation, biological process: actin cytoskeleton organization; actin filament polymerization. Gene Ontology annotation, cellular component: actin filament. Gene Ontology annotation, molecular function: actin binding; small GTPase binding. The record is from RefSeq and is a predicted model, not a curated record.